UACACCGCGACGGCAACUUCGAUUCACCUGAAAAGAUGGCCGAUCCUCCUCCCCUCCGACCUCCCUGCUCCCCAAACCCUAGCGUCCGGCCCCCACUCCUGCGAGGCCUCCUUCGGCAACGGCUUCACUCGCCACCUCGACCUCCUCUCCGCCGUCGACGGCAGAGGAGGAGGCCGCGGGGGAGCAUGGUUCCGGUGCUUCACGCUUGAGAGCUCCAUCUGCGAGGGGAGGGCUGCCGAAGAUGUCGCGGGAGAGGAUCGGGAUGGCGGUGGGAGGGGACAGGUUGGACGGCGUGAUGGGGAGGAGCGAAGAGGAGGAGGAGAUGCUGGUGUUGGAGGACGGCGCGUUCCAGAUCGCCGAGGGCGGGGGUGGCCGCAAGUUGGGGUUUAGGAGAGGGCAGAGUCUCGCGAGCGAUGAUUUCUUGGAAAAUUAUGUGGACCAGGGUAAGCGGCAUCCGGUUCGUAAUUUGAUGGGGUCGAUUCGUGUUGUCAAACCAGGAGAGUCGCGGCGCGAUCAGUUAUAUGGCAGAGAAGGAUGUGAUGAUGAUCAAUGGCUAUGGAGCUCCGAAGUUAUGUCAUAUUUGUUAGGGGAGUGCAAUGCAAUUGCUUUGCAUUUUUUGAUAUGGAAUUAAUUGAGUGCUAUUAGAGUUAGGGGAUCAGUGAUAAUGAAAAGCUGAAUAUGCUAACAAGUGAUUAAUUAUCUCCUAGAUUCUGGGAAAGAUGGGAACCACACAGAUUGGAAAGAUCUAGAUUCCAGGUAAAUUCAGUUGGACUGGCAAUCUUCUGCGGUAGGUCUUUCCAUUCAUCAUUGAUUAUGUCUGCGUAGAACCAAUGGUUAUUGCAACACUUGAAAAUCUGGCUAAACUGAAAUUGCAAUUGGCUGAUUAUGUAUUUCCUAGAUUCUGGGAAGGAUGAGAACAAAAGUUUUGAGGAUCUAGAGUCUAGACUGAUCUGGUUGGACAGGUGGUUUUAUUUCCUGCUAGCUGAUUAUCUAUCAUUUUACGUGGAAUAUUUCUACUCUUCUCUCUGUUUUCUCUGCUCUUCAUUCCAUUUUAUCUCUCUCUAACGUUAUCUCUCAUGAAGCCGCAGUGGAUCGAGAAGCCAAUAAUUCUUAUCACCCGCUUUGAAUAUGCGAACUUUUCACACAGUUACUGAUUGGUACAAUGCGUGCAUUUCCUCCACGGUCACUGCUUUACCGUAUCGACCUCAUGUUGUCUUUGUAGACGGCCAUUGCAUAGUAUGAGAAGGAUGCUUUGAUCUACGAAUUCAUGCUCUGGUGCUUGUGAAUUCUGCCUGUGUGGAAUAUUCUUGGGGGAGUAUGAAAUCAUUUGUUAUCUUCCUGUUUAUAGCAUAAUGGGUGCAUACUACACUGUUUUUAGCUCGUAGCACAGAUUUUAGAUAAAGUGGAUCUAUAUGUGGUGGCAUCAUGCUGUAACAACAUGGAGUAUCCUGAAGUACAGAAAAUCAGCUUUGGUACAAAUGGAAAGAACCUUUGCUCUCUUUGUUUAGGGAUUGUAGUGGGAUGAGAGUAAAGAAUUUUGGACGCAUGUUUCUUUCAACAGUUAGUUUUUGAUAGAGGAUAUAGAUUGAUCAAAGUUACCAGAAUUAUCUUCAGUCAAAACUCUGUAAUAACCUUUUGAGUUUAGAGAGAAUAAUUAGUUAGCAAGGAAACUCAGUCUUUCUUACCAUCAUUAUUCUUUCACGGUGUAACAUUUGUAUCCCAAUUUGAGGAGUAUGCUUGAUAUGCAUUUUGUGCAGGUU
Messenger RNA from Eucalyptus grandis, 1760 nucleotides. RefSeq names its product beta-1,2-xylosyltransferase-like. The record is from RefSeq and is a predicted model, not a curated record. The transcript has 2 exons. Lineage: Eukaryota; Viridiplantae; Streptophyta; Magnoliopsida; Myrtales; Myrtaceae. Bases 242 to 631 code for a protein of 129 amino acids.